CGGGAUCACUCCGCGAAGUCGUGCUCCGGGUGGCUUCUUCCAUCAAAGUUACCCUGUGAGUUUCUGCUAGCGUCGCGACGGCCGAUCGAUCCGCCGUCGGGUCUUCAGGGAACACCUCGACGAGAGUGGAGGCGGCGGGCGCAGCGUUCAGAAGGUAUCAACAGCGUCUCCUUCAUCCCCAUGUGGCACAGAUAACGAACGCUUCGCUGCUAGACGUCAAAUUUCCCCCAGCUGUGAACCUGCAUUCUGCAUGAUCUAUUAAUAGAGAAAGAUGAGGCGUAACAAUUCACUACUGCAUCUCAACAGAUGAUAGAUCAGUCCGUAGUUGAAUCCCGUAUCUAGCAGGCCAGCGUGAAUGAGGACGGCGGCUCUCUAAAGACGCGAAACAGGCGAAUAUUUUGAUUGGAAGUCACUGAAUAAAAUACAGGACGUUUGGCAAUAUGGGCACUCCUUCAGACAGCCCAGUGGAGGAGGUUAUGUUCGAGAUUGAACCGUCCAGGGUACCGAAGCCUAUACCCGUGGCCUUGGAGGAUCUUUGCAGAUUGACCAAGUUCACCAGGCAGGAAAUUCGGAUCAUGUACAGGGGAUUCAAAACGGAAUGCCCGGAGGGUGUCGUCCAUGAAGAUAGCUUUAAGGACAUUUAUUCGAAGUUUUUUCCUCACGGAAAUUCUAGUUUAUAUGCACACUACGUGUUCAAGGCCUUUGAUGUCAACUGCAACGGGGCAAUUAGUUUCAGGGACUUAUUGAUAUCGCUCUCUACUCUCCUACGUGGGUCGGUAUAUGAAAGACUGCGUUGGACGUUCAAACUAUAUGACGUCAAUGGUGAUGGAUGCAUCAGCCGAGGAGAGCUUUCAGAAAUUGUCGUGGCGGUCCAUGAGCUGAUGGGCAGAAGAGCGCACCAGGUCGAGGACGAUCGCAAAGCCAGAGAACAGAUAGACCGAGUCUUCCGGAAGCUCGACCUCAACCAGGACGGGGUCAUCACCAUAGAGGAAUUCAUGGAAUCGUGCCUAAAAGAUGACGUCAUCACUAGGUCAUUGCAGAUGUUUGACGCGGUGCUAUGAUAAUCGUGGACUUCUUCUUCUUCGACGCUAACUUGCCGGUGAUUCGGCAGAAAGAGGCCUAGGGCAUUGGGACAAACUUUGUGGAAUGGUGUCAGAGGCGUGGGGUUGGGUGGAAAGAUAGGACUAAUGAUUCAGAGGUAUUAACAGGGAGGUUUUUUUGAUACAGGUUGUAAAUUUUGGUCACGUAUUUGAUAGUAAUAUUUUUUUUGAAUAAUUACUUGUCCUUCAGUGAUGCAGUUGAUAAUUGGAAAAUAUUUCUUGUCACUGGUAACGAUCAAAAUCGGGUGGUAGUUUUUCACUUAGACCUUUGCCAGGCCCAAAACUUUUUUCAUAACCCAAAAGAACAAACUGUAAUUUUUAAUAAUUUGUUUUGCAGGCCAAAAGUCGAAAAAAAAAGAAAUUCUUGUACAUAUUUUUGGCAUAAGUUAUUAUAUUAAACGCAUUUGUGUGAUUCAAGUGAUUACGAGUUAAAAGGUCAGCAGAGAAAUAUCAUUGGUAUUACGUGUUUCUACUAUUGAAGAGUCAAUGAAUAAUUAUAAAAUGGAAAUACAUGAUAGUUCAGUUGUGUCCCUUCACUAUGGAUUGGUCAUUUUUAAUUUAUUUCAACGAGAAAAUCAAUACAUUUACUACAUUAUUCAAUAAAGAGGGUAGGGGAUGACGUGGUUGUAUACAGGAUGUUUUAUAAUCCAAGAUUUUCAGUAGAAAAAAUUGAAUAUUUUGACAUUCUCAUUAUUCUUCCUCUUCAUUCAUAAACUCAUCAGUUCUCAUAAUCAAUAUUACCGAGUUACCCAAGUUUCAUUGUCAACUGCUGAGAAUUCGGAAGGUAAUUAAUAAAAUAUUCACCUCUUUCCAUACACAGCCAAAUUCUAAGUGAGUAUUUAACUUUUUUAACCGUUGAUCACGUGUUAAUAUGUUACUCAAACAGAGAAAUGAAAAAUAAUACUUUAUUUUCAAAUUAUUUAGAGGUACCUUCCAUAGAACAUAUCUCAUAUUUGUUUUACAAACGAAUUAUAGUUUGAGAAACCUUCAAAUAUUUAUAUAGUCGAUGUAACGUCAAAAUUAUAUUUGCAUAUUUGAAGCAUGAUAAUGUAUAAACAAAUAGAAACUAAUUCAGAAAUUUGUUGAAUUCGAAAUUGAAUAGAAUAAUGAAAUAUAGUUUUGUAAGUGAAUUAUUUUGUUGUGUUGAACGAUUUUUCAGACAUUAUCAAUUGAAGUCAAAUGUGGUCUCAAGUUCUUAAUCUUCAAGGUAUCAUCAGGAAUGCAAUUGAGUUGGAGUAGUUACGAUAGUUGCAACUUCGCUCUCAUGUUCUGGGGAAGAAAUUCUUGACAAACACAUCAAUCUAUCUAUAACUGAUUAUUUUUCUUCACAGAUUACAAUUUUUUUCUGAUAUUUUUGACUUUGAACGCGGAUUUAUAUUUUUACGAUUUUCAGCUGGGAAAUUCCAACUUUGAACCUAAUUCAUGUAAGAACUAUGAAUAAAUUCAGUUUCACAUUGGGGCUAGGUUGUGUUAUACGGGAUAAUGUCUGAAGUCUGAUUUUUAUGUAGGAAUUUCUAAAUCACAUCAUACAAAUUGAGGUUGAUAUUUUUUCCCUCCAAAAAAACGGGAGCCAAGUUCUAACUGCCGCAAGACGCUCCGCCGUGUGGAAUUUUACGUCUUCGUAACUACUUAUUGCAAACUACUUACAACUACUAAUUGCAAAUUUCAAAAUGGGAUACGAAUAUAUUCAUAAUUUGAAUUCAUGGCAGUGUCAAACUUAAUAUGCUCUAGGGGGCAUAAUUACCACGAUUGUCCUCUUUGAAUACACCUCUGUGAGUUACAACUCAUGUAUGUUGAAUUCUGAAGUCUCUGUUGUUUUUGAUACUUACCUGUAUCAUUCAUUUCAACUUCAAGAAUUCAGUUAGAAUUCAUUAUGGCCCUUAUUUCCAUAUUACAAAAUUGACCUAAAUAGAAUUACUUGAACUGCAGUAUAUGUUCUUGUCUCAAACUUGAUAGUUUUUUAUCUGGCCGGACUGUAUAAUUAUGAAAGAUUUUAUAAAAUCUCACUAUUGCUUUCUGUUUGCUUUAUCCGUAACGGUCGAUGUGGCAACGUUUCACCAGAGAAUUUAAAAAUAAAAUUAAAGUUUUGGUCUACUGCGCCGAAGGGAAGCAAAGAUCAUAAAAAACGAGAAGAAGAAAAUUAAAGUUUAUUCAGAUGAAAUAUUUUCCAAAUAUCACUUUUUGUGUGGAAUAAUACCUAUCAUAUGAGUCAUACGUUGAUGAGAAGCCACUUUUUUUGUAUAUUUCUUGCCUGUUAGUGAAAACAUUUUGUGAAUCCCAGUAAAACUACAAGCUAUGCAACAAAAGUUUCAUAACACAAUACGGGUAUUAUUUCCAGCUGGUCGAAUGUGGGAAGAGACUGUAGAAUUGUUUCUUUCUCUCUCUCUCACUCUCGCCAUCUUUCAACGAACGCGCAAUCAGUGGACAGAACCAUAUCGAAAUUUUAAAAGCUCUUCCUACAUUUGACAAGCUGCAUUUUAUAUAAUUUGAAAAGUUUCAGCAAUGUCACAGCUGAACGAAUCCAAUUCCUUCUUUCCAUCCACUCCACUUAAGAAAUUUGAAUUCACAAAACUCAAUGUGAAAAAUAGUGCCAUCGGAACGUUUCGAGAUAGAAUGAUGUGUGCGACAUGUUUGUAGUUCGGCCUGAAGUUUAUCCCCACUAGGACAGAACAACAGGAAAUUUAUUUCGAAAGCCCACGGUAUAGCUGAAAAACUGUAACUAGAUGUUCCCCCUACCAGAAUGGUGGAUUAACUGGAGUGUAUCUACUUCAUAGCGUCGAUUUUUUCUCUUCGUUCUUGUUUUACCAAGCUUCAAACCACUGACAUAAUGAUAAAUAUGGACUGGCCACUGAAGAGAGAAGAAGAUGACUCCAACAAAUAAAAAAAGAUGAAGAUACGCGUCCUGGCAUUCACGUCACUCAUACACUCAGAUUCAACGUCAUGAUGUUUUACGUGUUGCAUAUUUCCAUGUGGAAAUUUUUAGAUUUUAUUUGUUACAUAAUGAUGUGGCGCAGUGGUCAAGACGUUAUGCCAUCUGUAGGUGGAAUAUAUGUAAAAGUGACGUAAUGGCCUGUCCAUAUAUUAUCAUUAUCAUGUCUAUGCCUUAAAUGUAGUGUUAGAUAUCCCACAAACAAUGUUACAGAAAUGUCUUCUCAACAAUCGAAAUAUCACGAUUGUUGAGAAGACAUUUCAGUCUUACAAAUUGUAUCGAUUUUUCUGAGACUACUAGAAUCCAAACAUUAUUUUUGAAACAUAAUAUUGGGAUUUUAGGCAAAAAUUCGUAUAUAUGAAGUGCCAAGUUGACAAAAACGUUAUUAAAAAGCUCUGUAGAGCAGUUCUUGGUUCAGAUACGACCUCUGUCGGACAUUUCAAAACUACUUCAGAUGGUUAAACAAAAGCAAUUUUCUAUCAGCUAUUUUCACAUAUAGUUGUGAUGUCUUGUGCUUCCUUCGAGCGAGUAUAAUUUAUUUCCAGCCUUCAUCAGUUUCUCAUAUCAAAAAUAAUUGCACCAAAACAACGCCCAUAGAAAGUUAGAAGCUCAUAAGUACGAUUUUAGUGUAUCCUGGAAUUUAUAGUACCUACUCUGACCACCAGAGAGUGAAGACAGAAUAUAUGUUUAAAAAAAUCUAUUUGAAAUCUGUUUUUCCGUUAAUCAGUAUAAUGUCAGUAUUUAAUGUAGUUACCAACAAAAUUGGGUAGCAGUCAAUGACAACCAGUCAGCCUUUUGAUUUAAUUUAAUUUUAGCAUACAUACGAACUAUUAAUGAUCCGGAUGACUGGUUGUCAGCGAUCCUUUUGGCUGAUUGCUACCCGAACCUGUUGGUAAUCACAUUAAAUAUCGACACCGUGUUGCCAUCGCCCUCUGAUGGCAAGGGUGGAUACUAUAAAUUUCAGGAAACACUAAAAUCGUCUUUGUAAGCUUAUUCUUCUGAUUUGUAUCAUCUCCAAUUCAACAUUAAUUAAUUCCAUUACAUAUUGAUAGAUGGCGGUAUUAUUCAUAUUGAGUUAAACAUGGAUGGCUGGGGGAGAAUCUAACAAUGAGGUUGUGAUCUGUACGACGGGAAAUUUUUCUAUUCAAAUGUGAGAUUUUACUCGAGAUGAUUUCAUGAAACAGGAAUGCAGAAUGGAGAACUUUUCUAUUAUUUGACGCUUCCGUAUGCUAUGAAGGAGUCGCAAGCAGGAAUUCUGAGCUUUUUGAAUUUUGCUUUAUAUUGACUGAUCAAACUUGGAUCAUAAGGUAUGAAUGGAUGAAAUUAGAGAGGAUUAAAGCCCUACAUAACAUCAUCCUAAACUUCAAUGAAAGAAAAUUUCUUUAAAAUGAAAACUUCAAAAGUACAUUUCCCAAAAUGGAAGCAUCACCACCAAUUUCCAAUGUAUAUCAAAAAAUGUCAAACCAACUAUCAUAAUAUUGAAAAAAUGAAGACUCUGAGAAUAGGACUUUUGUGAAACUUUAAAAAAUAUUCCUUAUAUAUUCCUCCACUAGAAAAUGAAAAAUAUUCUAGAAAGAACGGUUAAUCCACCACGCUGCUGACAAUUUUCCCGCCCAAAAUGCAUCACAGAGAUUUAUUGCCUUCAGACUGUUUCCAUCAAUUUCGAUUAAAAAUUAAUUACCUUUUUUGUUCGGAGUCUGCCAAGCUCUUUCAGAGUGGUGGGGCAUUUCUGUAAUAAAUCACGCGGAUGCUAUACGUGCUGAUGUAAAACAUUAGAUUUUUUUUGGGGAACACGGAAACCAGAAGAACUCAUUUUUUUUGACGAAAGAUUUAUUUCCAACAUCAGCUUAUAAUUAACGGUGAGAUAUUUCGUUGGAGAUGAGUUUGUAGUGGGGAAUGCGCCAGAAUUUUCGUCCACGAUGGGGAUUGAAAGAAUGAAGUUUGUAUAUUGAUUUGUAAAACGUACUUUUCUAUAAUAAUCAUUGAAAAAUUUAUGACUUAGAGUUGAAGGCUGUAAACAUUUCCAAGAUGCAUUUUAUUGACGUUAGUAUAAUCAAUUCUAGACUUUAAGAAUCGUACUGCUCUUAUGAAUAAAUGUUCGAAACAAAUCUUUUUUUUUUGUAAAGUACAGCUGCUUCAAAUAACUGAGUGCUAUUUUCGAUGGAUAUAGGGGGGUCUAAAACUGUUCAGAAAUAAGGAGCCACUUUUCAGAAUAACCAACACCAAAGUAUCGCCCUGUAUUUAUCUUCUAUAAUGAGCGCUCUGCUGCCAAAAUGAAAUGAAAUUUGACUUUUCAAUUGACAACAUGUAAUUUCGGAGGACCUCUUUCAGAUUGUAUUAGAUAAAAAAAACAUUUUUCUUUUUCUGGAUUCAAAAUAAUAUCUGCUAUACGAAAAAUUGCAUUUUCGAAAAAUCACCGUUCUGAAAGAAGUAUCUCAGAUUGUUUUUCCAAGAUGUAUUUUUAUAAAUUGUUAUAUGUACGUGAGAUGUUAGAUAUUUUACUUACGUGUUACAGGGUGAGUCUAUAAGAUAAUACGGAAAAUAUUCCGGAAUUCAGUUUCCUAGUAUAUAUCCGCCCUGUAUAACUUAUGGGGUAUAAUAUAAAUGUUAAAAGGAUAUCUGUAUAUAUUUGUGUACUUCGGUUUUUUGUUACUUAAAAAAGAAUAUAAAUAUACCGACUAAAAAUCUCGAUGUAUUGAAGUUUGAAACUGAAAAAAUAAUUUCGCUUAGAAGUUUCUGGUUCUUCCCAAAUAGUUUAAAAUGGCCAUCGAAUUAUAUAAUGAUUAGCUCGAUGUUGACUAUGAAGUUAUUCUUGUAUAGAUUAGAUAGAAUACGAGUAAUAACAUUGUUUUCAAUAUAAUUGUUUUUUACUUUUUAGGAAACACAAUUUUCUAUUCUAUAGUUAUGUAUUAUUAUUAUUGUUAUAUGGAAAGCGAACUUAUGAUCGUGGAGAUAUGUUGGAUGAUUUUCAGCCAGUUGGAAAUAAAUAUUGUUAUGUCCC
Messenger RNA from Leptinotarsa decemlineata (Colorado potato beetle), 7030 nucleotides. RefSeq names its product A-type potassium channel modulatory protein KCNIP1. Gene Ontology annotation, molecular function: calcium ion binding. Lineage: Eukaryota; Metazoa; Arthropoda; Insecta; Coleoptera; Chrysomelidae. The record is from RefSeq and is a predicted model, not a curated record.